CUAUAUUCUUCUACCAUGAGCGACACUUUAAAUAUAUCGCCGAUAUUUGAAAAUGUACACGGCAUUGAAGUUUACAAAGAGUUUGGUCUGGGUUUUAAGAAAACAAUAUUAUUGUGUUAUAUCACGUAUAUAGAUUGGGGAUGUAUUUUCGAAAAUAUUUAUUUAACGAGGCGGUACUCUACAACCAGGAAAUCAAACCGAUACAAUGUGAAACCAGAUCCACAUGUGAUCCAACACGACUAUAUUGGUCCCCCAGAUAAAGACUCAAACAUACGCCCGUUUGUUCGAUGUGUUCAUCCUAACGAAACAUACACAGAAAAAAAAUUAAGACUGAAGCGUAUUGAGGUCGAAGAAUGGAACCAUUCGUUUUGGGCGAGACACAAUAAAAGGUUUUAUGAAGAAAAACAAGAUUUCAUUCAAGCACACAACCUUGCCGGAAUUCAAGAUAUUUCAGCAGAUAAGAUGAGUGAAUUCUAUAAAUUUUUUUUGGACAAAAACAGAAACUCUACAAGUGGAAUGUGCAAAUAUACUUAAAACUUUAAAAAAGGAGGCAAAAAGCAAUGUAAUUAAUGUAUAAUUUUACUGUUCAGUUUAAUUCUUUAAAACAAAUUGUUUGCAUACUUGUUUUAUUAAUCAAAGAAUAAAGGAAAAAUAAAUUAAUGUA
Musca domestica (house fly) is the source of this 664-nucleotide messenger RNA. Its product is annotated as COA8 family protein CG14806, mitochondrial-like. The record is from RefSeq and is a predicted model, not a curated record. The transcript is spliced from 4 exons. Bases 16 to 534 code for a protein of 172 amino acids. Gene Ontology annotation, cellular component: mitochondrion. Lineage: Eukaryota; Metazoa; Arthropoda; Insecta; Diptera; Muscidae. Gene Ontology annotation, biological process: intrinsic apoptotic signaling pathway.